UUACUGGGUGUGAAGGAAACACCAUAACAAACUCAAAAUUCCGUGGGAAGGAUAACAAGAUCUCCCAAGUGAAUUAAAAUGUGUCUUUUUGAGCAAAUAAAGCUCCUGCAUGACAAUGGACUGCAUUCUAAUCUUAUUGCCUUGGGCUGCUUGGUGUUAACUGUUGCAGAAAACCAACCAGAAAAUUCAUUACUACCAACAUCUCGUUAUCAGACUCUGGUAUAUGUUGGUCAGUCACUUCAGAACCAGGGUGAAUACAGGCGGGCAGAAGCAACAUUCAAAGAGGCACUACAGUAUGCUAAAGCUGCUGCCAAGACCAAGGUUGCCAAGACUGCAGACAUGUUCAAAGAGGGACUUACAGAGAUAGAUGUUAAGUAUGCAAUGGCUGAGUGUAACAUUGCUGUUCGACAAUUCAGUCAAGCUCUCACACUUUUAGAGUCCAUUCCACAGCGACACCGCACGUCAAAGGUUAACAUGGGAUUGGGACGUCUUUACCAACAGGCAGGAAUGGAAAGACCUGCCAUAACAGCUUAUAAAGAAGUACUAAAGGAAUGUCCAUUGGCUCUUGAAGCUGUCCAGGAGCUUCUCAGCCUUGGAGUUCGAGGAGCUGAAGUAGCAUCACUUAUGAUCAACAUCCAUGGUAACUCAGCUGGGACAGAGUGGUUGUCUUUAUGGGUUAAAGGUCAUGCAUACUUACAUAGCCGAGAUUAUACGAAUGCCAUCAACUCCUUUAGACAACUUGAGGAAAAUUCUGCCCUCAGUCGAAAUGUUGAUAUUCUAGCAACCUUGGGUGAAACAUAUUAUCUUGCUGGAGACCCCAAGAAUUCUCUCACUGUACUUCAGAGGGCACAUUCAGUCAAUCAUCUAAAUCUUCGGGGUUCAGACUUGUUAGCAUGUUUGUUGGCAGCAGAUAAGAGAAAUCGAGAACUAGAAGAGCUAGCCAUGGCAACAACAGCUGUAACCGAUGCAGCACCUCAACCGUGGAUCACGAUGGGGUAUUAUUGUCAACUCAGUAAACGGACCACCAAAGCCAUCUAUUUUGCACACAAGGCUUGUUCUAUCAACCCACGUAGUGUUGAAGGUCUUCUCCUGAAAGGCACACUGCUCCUAGAACUGAAGAAAUUACAAGAAGCUGUUAUGCAUUUCAGAGAAGCUAUGCAGAUUGCACCUCAUCGUUUUGAACCACACAAAGGAUUAGUAGAUUGCUAUCUUGCAAUGCAUCGAUCCAGGGAAGCUGUAACAAUAGCCAGCAAUGCAUGCAAGUUACUUGGCCAGACUCCAAGAGCUCUCACUUUAUAUGCUUCUGUUCUACUGAAAGAUACCUUAACAGUUAGUAAAGGUAAAAGUUUACUGGAAAAGGCUUUGAAGGAAGACCCAUACCACCUUCCCGCUGUCUACCUGCUGUGUGAACUUUAUGAACAGGAUAUGCGUUAUGAAGCUGCGAUAGAGUUAUUAAGAAAACAAGUUGCAGUUCAAUCUACUAGCCGUCUUCAUCAAAUGCUUGCAGACUUUUUCUCACAUGUUCAUGAUGAAGAAAAGGCUGCUCAUCAUUUUGGGAUUGCACUUAACCAUGAACCUAGUAAUACUCGAGCACUGGAAGGGAUGCAGAAGAUGGAGGCUGCACCUGACACAGUUGAAGCUCCUCCAUAUGAUAUGGAGGUGGAAGAUAUUGCUGAUUCAGAGGGUGAAGUGGAAGAAAGUGAUCUUGAGGCUGUUUGGUCUGAUGUGGAUUUUUCAUUUAGUGGCCAGUAACAUCACAACCUGCAGUGUUGAGAACGAGAGCAGCAGCCACAAAACCAACCAGUAAUGUGUUGCUGCUUGUACUGUAAGCAUGAGCAAUUGCGGUGGCUAGAAGAAGAUGAAUCAAAAUUUACCCUAUAAGGGUUGCUGUACUCUUUCUUCCCUUGAUAGACAAGAUGAACGGAACUAUUGUAUUUAUGAAAACUGAUAGGAUUUACAAGUUGAUUGUGCUACAUUCUCUUGUACAUUGCAUUUAUACAUUGUGCUUAUAUGUGUAUGAUUAUAACUGGGUAUAUUGGGAGUACAGUAUUAUAAUAAUUAAGUGAACUAUGUUGUGCUUAUGACUUUAGAGAACACUCAGCAUCCUGUGGCAAAUACAGUAUCAUUAUAUUUAUUUAUGUAUACAUUCCUUCUAUUUAAAAUUCAUGUUAUCAUCUGUUAAUCAUUAUUCUCCUGUAAUAAAUAUUUUGCUAUACAGUGGUCCCUCGGUUAACGAGCGCCUCGGUUAAUGAGAUUUCGGUUAACGAGUUACCUUCCAUAAGAUUCUUAACUUCGGUAAACGAGCAAUCCCUCGAUUUACGAGUUUCUUAC
Molecule: messenger RNA, 2331 nt
Organism: Homarus americanus (American lobster)
Lineage: Eukaryota; Metazoa; Arthropoda; Malacostraca; Decapoda; Nephropidae
Gene: APC7
Product: anaphase-promoting complex subunit 7-like
Exons: 12
Coding region: 79-1752 (557 amino acids)
Biological process (GO): cell division
Molecular function (GO): protein binding
Source: RefSeq, a predicted model, not a curated record